AUGACGUCUCUGAUUGGAGUUGGCCGCAACAUGAAGUGCUUCAAGGCCAAGUUACUCAUUGACAAUCAAGUAUAUAGUGUUGUAGCAAAACACCAUAUUUCCAAACGCUGUCCUUUAGAACAGUAUCAGCGUCAAGCACAGUCAUAUGUACAUGCCGAGGCUGCCAUUGAAUCCUUCAAGGCUGACGUUUUGUAUUACCCAAAAUUCACGGCUCUUGACAAGGAGUUGGCCAAAAAGUUGAGAAUUGCCAAGUGCUGGGUUGUGCAGAAGGUAGGCACCAAAGCCCAAGUUGAUGAUGCCACUGACUCCGACUUUUGGCUUUUUGAAGAAGAAUUGGAUGGCAAAUUUGUCAAGUAUAUGGGAAAUGACAACUUUAUUAACAAGCACAGUUGUACUCCCAUAUACCAAAUGAUCCACGCCCUUGCACAUCAUGACCUUCAAGAGAAUGGUGGCAGAUCAUUCGUAUGCGACUUACAGGGGGGUGGUGCAACUCUGACUGACCCCGCAGUUAACGAUCUUGAUAAAACCUUUGGCAGUGGCAACUUGAAUUAUGAAGGCCUCCGCUUGAUGAUAGAUCAACACCGGGAGAAUCAAUGGUGUAGAAAUUUUGGACUUGACAAUAUGGAAAAGUUUAAACGACAGCUUGAAUUGUGA
This is a messenger RNA of Melampsora larici-populina 98AG31, 654 nucleotides long. RefSeq lists its product as uncharacterized. Bases 1 to 654 code for a protein of 217 amino acids. The record is from RefSeq and is a predicted model, not a curated record. Gene Ontology annotation, biological process: protein phosphorylation. Gene Ontology annotation, molecular function: protein serine/threonine kinase activity; ATP binding. Lineage: Eukaryota; Fungi; Basidiomycota; Pucciniomycetes; Pucciniales; Melampsoraceae. The transcript is spliced from 3 exons.